UUGAUUGUAUACACCUGUGUCCAUGGAGGGGAUUGGAACACCUGAAUCACAUGACUAGGAGGGGAUUGGAACAGAUGAAUCACAUGACUGGGAGGGGAUUGGAACACCUGAAUCACAUGACUGGGAGGGGAUUGGAACACCUGAAUCACAUGAUAUGGAGGGGAUUGGAACACCUGAAUCACAUGAUUGGGAGGGGAUUGGAACACCUGAAUCACAUGAUAUGGAGGGGAUUGGAACACCUGAAUCACAUGAUAUGGAGGGGAUUGGAACACCUGAAUCACAUGAUAUGGAGGGGAUUGGAACACCUGAAUCACAUGAUAUGGAGGGGAUCGGAACACCUGAAUCACAUGAUAUGGAGGACGGGGACAAUACUUUUGGCAAUAUAGUGUGUAUAUGAAA
This is a messenger RNA of Staurois parvus, 399 nucleotides long. Lineage: Eukaryota; Metazoa; Chordata; Amphibia; Anura; Ranidae. The record is from the annotation of a GenBank genome assembly.